UAGACCCCAAAACUCCACUUCACGAGCGACCUUUACUGCUCGUGAAGCUCACUCGCUUUGCCUGCGGAGGCGUUGCUCUGGGCAUGGCUGUGUCGCAUGUCCUUGUUGAUGGGCUGAGCGGUCUACAUUUUGUCAAUGUAUGGGCGACGAUUGCUCGAGGAGAGCAACCGUCCCGUGCUGACAUGCCGUUCCUUGAUCGGAACGUCUUACAACAACGUAUUGACGUGAUAAGUGAUACUGGUUUGACUGGAUUUCCCUUUCCUCAACCUCCUUUGCUCAUAGGCAAGUCGGGUAACUUGGAAGAGAGGGAAAAACCGACUAAUCUCUUGGUUUUGAAGCUAACCAAACAGAACAUUGAUAAAUUGCGGGAAAUUGCAAACGAAGGUGGGGCCAAGUAUAGCCGCUUCGAAGUAGUGGCGGGGCAUAUCUGGAGGUGCGCAACAGAGGCGAGACGACACCGUUCCGAGCAGCCGACGAAUCUGUACGUACGGGUGGAUUUCCGGAGCCGGCUGAAUCCUCCGCUGCCGCCGCACUACUUCGGGAACGCCAUCAUCCAGGCGGCGGCAACCGCUUUGUCGGGAGAGCUGCUGCGUAAUGGAUUGGGCUACGCCGCCGGUAGGAUACGCGAAGCUGUGAUGAGUAUUACGGACGAAUAUGUGAGGAAGAACUUAGCAAUGGCUACUCAGAUCCCAGAUGUGGCCGAAUUUUAUGGAAACCCUAACAUGACGAUCACAAGCUGGAUUAAUCUUCCCCUCCAUAGGACGGAUUUCGGAUGGGGGAAGGAGGUAUAUAUGGGACCUGGACUUGUACGUGGAGAUGGCAAAUCCUUUAUUAUGCCUCUUUCCGGCGACGGCGACGACAACAGCAACGGCGAUGACGGGACGUUACGAGUACUGCUCUGCUUGCAACAACAAUACGUCGAAGCUUUUGAGGAUUUCUUCUACGAACACUUUUAAUCUACGUACCUCUAAUGAUAAAAUCUAGCAAGAAAUUAUAUAUUGACUACAAAAAAUAAUGUUAGAGUUAAUUACCAAAAUAGGACUAAAAUUGUUUGCAAUAAGGGUAUAUUUGUCCAAGACACACAUAAUUAGUCCUAUGAAAACAUAGUUUUUUUGUCCUAUUUGUGCAAAGUGAGUGACUUUUAUUCCUAUUUUGGUAAUUAACUCUAACAUUAUUAUCCC
Cuscuta europaea is the source of this 1181-nucleotide messenger RNA. NCBI's taxonomy places the organism in Eukaryota, Viridiplantae, Streptophyta, Magnoliopsida, Solanales, Convolvulaceae. The record is from the annotation of a GenBank genome assembly.